AUGCAUGGUGUACUUAUUGACCGGGGUUUGGAGGUAAAUAGAAAAUUAUGGCUUCAAACUUUGAAUGAAUUAGGGCAUAAACAUCUUCACUUAACCUUGCAAAAAGUACAGAUGACAAUUGAAGUGAGUGGUGCUUUCCCGUGGAAACCUGAUUGGAACACAUCACAUAUAUUAAAGGUUUGUAAUGUGUUUUUACUUGUUCCACAUAAGAUGACAAAAAACUUGGGACCAAAGUUGCAAAAAUCUUCUAUAUUUGAAGCAACCAAGAAUAAUAACUUAACUGGAACAGUUGAGAGCGCCUACAAAUCUGGAAAAAAGCUAAAAAAUACUCACAAUUAUAUGAUGUGGAUACCAAGAUCAUCUCCAUUGAACAGGGAUCCUGUAUUGGACUAUAUAUACAUACAUACAUCUCUGUGUCUUUUAUAUGAUGUUACCUUUACCCUGGUUUGUCCCCCAUUAAUUAUACUGGUAAUGCCAUCUCUUCCAUCAGCAAGUGGGGUUAAGAAGGGAAAUGACAACCAUCGCUUUUUCAUCCACCAAAACUAGAUGGAUGAUCUGUUAUAAAAGUGAUCACGAAAGGUGCUUUCCCAUGGAAACCUGAUUGGCACACAUCACAUAUAUGAAAGGUCUAAU
Molecule: messenger RNA, 633 nt
Organism: Lactuca saligna
Lineage: Eukaryota; Viridiplantae; Streptophyta; Magnoliopsida; Asterales; Asteraceae
Source: the annotation of a GenBank genome assembly